AUGAUUCCCGGGAAAUACCGCUCUGCUUCUGGCCGGACUGCAAACAACGUGAACUGUGGGCUUCAUCUGGUUAUUCAAACAUCAUCGCUUCCUGAAAAAAACAAAGUUGAAUUCAAGAUUAAUAGAGAAACAUCAUCAUUUCCUGGAAGACUCUUACAACAUGACCUUGAAAGAAACUACUCAAGUAGGCAAGGAGAUGGAAGAGUAAUAAGUCCUUCGCUUCGUUAUAAAUCAUCAUGCAUCUCAUCCACAACAAACGUGACAGAACUAUGUGGGCUGGAAAUGAAAACUGCCACAACCUCCUUAUCAGCAUUUGGAGAUUCUUCCAUUCAGACACCUUCAAAGUCCAGAAUUCGUCAGGGAUGUCAUAGUGCUGGCCCAAAUGUAUCUGGUGAUCAUAUUAAUUUGGUGAGCUCAUCAAUGCCAUCAUUUCCUAUUCUUCACCGUUCUUCUGAAGAGAAAAUUCUUUACUCAGACAGAUUGACUCUAGAAAGGCAAAAGCUAACGGUUUGCCCUAUCAUUGACGGAGAAGAACACCUUCGUUUGUUGAACUUUCAGCACAAUUUUAUAACUCGGAUCCAAAAUAUUUCAAAUCUACAGAGGUUAAUAUUCUUGGAUUUAUAUGAUAACCAGAUUGAAGAAAUUAGUGGGCUUUCUACUCUAAGAUCCCUCCGUGUCCUUCUCUUGGGGAAAAACAGAAUCAAGAAAAUCUCAAAUUUAGAGAAUCUAAAAAGCCUAGAUGUUUUGGACCUUCAUGGAAAUCAGAUUACCAGAAUUGAAAAUGUCAACCAUUUGUGUGAUUUGAGAGUUUUGAAUCUUGCCAGGAACCUUUUGGGUCAAGUUGAUAAUCUUAAUGGACUGGAUUCACUAACUGAACUUAACCUGCGACACAAUCAAAUCACUUCUGUGAGAGAUGUGGAUACUUUGCCCUGCCUCCAACGUCUGUUUCUCAGCUUCAAUAAUAUAUCUAGUUUUGACAGUGUUUCCUGUCUUGCUGACUCUACUUCCCUAUCAGACAUCACUUUUGAUGGCAACCCAAUAGCUCAAGAGUCAUGGUACAAACACACUGUCCUUCAGAAUAUGAUGCAGCUGCGCCAGCUAGAUAUGAAGAGAAUCACGGAAGAAGAAAGGCGUAUGGCAUCUGUAGUAGCCAAGAAGGAGGAAGAGAAGAAGCGGGAAAGUCAUAAACAAUCUUUGCUUAAGGAGAAGAAAAGGUUAACAAUUAACAACGUAGCUCGAAAGUGGGACUUGCAACAACGAGUGGCCAAUAUCGCUACAAACCCAGAUAGAAAAGAUUCUGACUCUCCUUCUCAGGACCCUUGUCAAAGUGAUGGAAGCACCAUUUCUGCGUUUCCAGAAGAAACAGGGUCUCUAGAUUCAGGACUCAACAAUGCUUUAUUAGGUUUAUCUGUCACAGACACAUACCUUGUUGAAGUAGAUGGGGAUACACUUUCCCUGUAUGGUUCAGGAGCACUAGAAUCUCUGGAUCGAAAUUGGAGUGUCCAAACAGCAGGAAUGGUCACGACAGUCUCCUUCACAUUCAUAGAGUUUGACGAAAUUGUCCAAGUGCUCCCCAAAUUGAAGAUGAAGUUUCCUAAUUCUCUGCACCUUAAAUUUAAGGAAACAAAUCUUAUAAUGCUGCAGCAAUUUAAUGCACUAGCCCAACUUCGCCGUAUUGACCAGUUGACAAUUGAUCCUCAAGGAAAUCCAGUUGUCAAUUUUACACUAUGGAAAUACUAUGUACUAUUUAGGCUAAGCCAUUUUAGUAUGCAGAAAAUAAAUGGAACAGAGGUGACACAGAAUGAUAUGAUAAUGGCUGAAAGGCUCUUUGGAAUCCUAGCACAUGUAGCAUCUUCUGAGUUACCUCAAUACCGUAUGAUUUCAAUUCUGGGUGAUGCCAGGAAAAAGCAAUUCCGGUAUCUACUAGAAACCAAAGGAAAAAAACCUGGCAUUGUCAGUGAAGAAAAUAAUGAUAACAAAAGACUUGUAGGAGAAAACACAAAUCGUGCUACACUCAAUUAUACCACAAGAGAAUUUUAUCAUGAAAAGCUAGAGGAAAUAAAGGAGAAAAAGAAAUUCUGCAAGAUGUAUAUAGAAGACCUUGUGAAGGAAGCCACAGAAAUCAAUAUGAAAAAUGAAGCUUUGCAGAAGCUUUGGCCGCAGAUGUUCAUUGAGCUUGUUAGGGAUGCAGUCAUAGAAAUCCGCAAUAAAAAUUCCUAUAUGAAGCUCUGCCUACAGCAGAUAACUGACCAAAAAUAG
Molecule: messenger RNA, 2259 nt
Organism: Marmota flaviventris (yellow-bellied marmot)
Lineage: Eukaryota; Metazoa; Chordata; Mammalia; Rodentia; Sciuridae
Gene: Lrrc49
Product: leucine rich repeat containing 49
Molecular function (GO): protein binding
Source: RefSeq, a predicted model, not a curated record